Manis javanica (Malayan pangolin) is the source of this 3000-nucleotide messenger RNA. RefSeq names its product pellino E3 ubiquitin protein ligase family member 3 (gene PELI3). The record is from RefSeq and is a predicted model, not a curated record. Gene Ontology annotation, molecular function: protein binding; ubiquitin protein ligase activity. Gene Ontology annotation, biological process: regulation of Toll signaling pathway; protein K63-linked ubiquitination. NCBI's taxonomy places the organism in Eukaryota, Metazoa, Chordata, Mammalia, Pholidota, Manidae.
GUGGCGGGUGGCGGGUGGUGCUCGUCCCCCUCCCCAGGCCCCGGGUGUCCCCGUGACGAGGCAGCGCGGAACCGCCGCGGGCCGGGCCCAUCCCGCCGCAGCGGCCCCGGGGCCGAGCAGGCGCAAGGCGCAGAGGGAGCAGCGCCGAGCGGGGUAGGAGCGCCGCCAGAAUGGUGCUGGAAGGGAACCCUGAAGUGGGGUCCCCACGAACCUCAGACCUCCAGCAUUCUGGGAACCAGAGCUCUUGUGUCCUUUCUUCUGGUGAAGAUGCACAGCCAGGCGAGGAGCCCAUCAAGUAUGGUGAACUCAUCGUCUUGGGAUGCUGUGAGGAAGGAGGUGAGGAAACCGAGGCUCAGAGAGGGGAAGUGACUGGUCCAAGGGCACGCAGCUGCUACAAUGGAUGUCUGGCAAAUGGGGACAAGGGCCGCCGGCGAAGCCGCCUGGCACUGAGCCGCCGGCCACAUGCCAAUGGAGUGAAGCCGGACGUCAUGCACCACAUCUCCACACCACUCGUAUCCAAGGCCCUGAGUAACCGUGGCCAGCACAGUAUCUCAUACACACUAUCUCGGAGCCACUCGGUCAUAGUCGAGUACACUCAUGACAGCGACACAGACAUGUUCCAGAUCGGUCGCUCCACGGAGAACAUGAUUGACUUUGUGGUAACAGACACAUCCCCUGGAGGAGGGGCUGCUGAGGGCCCCUCUGCCCAGAGCACCAUCUCCCGCUAUGCCUGCCGCAUCCUCUGUGACCGACGGCCACCCUAUACUGCCCGCAUCUAUGCCGCUGGCUUUGAUGCCUCCAGCAACAUCUUCCUUGGAGAGCGGGCGGCCAAAUGGCGGACCCCUGACGGCCUGAUGGACGGCUUAACCACCAAUGGGGUCCUGGUGAUGCACCCAGCAGGCGGCUUCUCUGAGGACUCGGCCCCAGGUGUCUGGCGAGAGAUCUCAGUCUGUGGGAAUGUGUAUACCUUGAGGGACAGCCGCUCAGCACAGCAGCGGGGGAAGCUGGUGGAAAACGAGUCCAACAUGCUUCAGGACGGCUCCCUCAUCGACCUGUGUGGGGCUACGCUGCUGUGGCGCACACCAGCAGGGCUGCUGCGGGCACCCACGCUGAAGCAGCUAGAAGCCCAGAGGCAGGAGGCAAAUGCGGCGCGGCCCCAGUGCCCUGUGGGCCUCAGCACCCUGGCCUUCCCCAGUCCGGCGCGUGGCCGCACAGCACCUGACAAGCAGCAGCCGUGGGUCUACGUCCGUUGCGGCCACGUUCAUGGCUAUCAUGGCUGGGGCUGCCGGCGAGAGCGGGGACCCCAGGAGCGAGAGUGUCCUCUUUGUCGCCUUGUGGGGCCUUAUGUGCCCCUGUGGCUUGGCCAAGAGGCUGGCCUCUGCCUGGACCCUGGGCCGCCCAGCCAUGCCUUUGCGCCCUGUGGCCAUGUCUGCUCUGAGAAAACUGCCCGCUACUGGGCCCAGACACCACUGCCCCACGGCACACACGCUUUCCAUGCUGCCUGCCCCUUUUGUGGGGCCUGGCUCACUGGUGAGCAUGGCUGCGUCCGCCUCAUUUUCCAGGGGCCACUGGACUAGGCUUCCUGGGGCCCCCUGCUGCUGUGCCCACCUGCCCACCCAGGUCCCCCACCUCCUGCAGUCCAGAGGGAGCUCUGCAUGUGGGACUCUACCUGCUGGCAUGUAGCCACACCACAUGGACAUGUUGGAUGGGCUGUGCCCCUCCCCUCUUUAACUCUGGCCCCCAUAACCCCUGCCCCAGUCAGAAUAAUGGGGCCCUCAGCACCAGCUGUCCUGGGCUUAUAGAGGGAAAUCCACUCCCAUGCCCCACCCUUCCUGGGGCACCCCUCAUCAUGCCGCCUCACUGUGCCCCUGGGGGAGUGAAGUGGCCAUGGGCUUCUGACCUCCAGCUUAGGUUGGCUGUGCCUGAGCCUGCCAAUCCAGUUGAAGAUACUCACCCUGCUGUGCCCUGGGUUCCUCUAUAAACCUUGCUGCUCAGCUGCCCUCACAAAUCCCAUGUGUUCCUGCAUGUGUGCAAUGUCUCCAGCCCCCAAGCAAGCGAGCGAGUGACAGAUGUGCGGCGGGCUGGGACCUGAAUCUGACACCCAUUGUGCGCUGUGGGUAUCACGGACUCUAUGCCACGUGGGCUCUGGGGACAGACACAGUCAGACCUGGUUCCCUGCCUGGUGGAAUUCACAGUCGGGUAGACAACAGACGAAAUUACCUAAUGACAGCACGGCUUCCUGUGUGCCAGGAUCAGAGAGUUACUGGGCUGUGGAGCAGGUUGCACUGGCAGGUGGCCAAGUGAGGGAAGCGUCACUGAGAAGGUGGCAUAGGAGCUGAGCUGCUGUGGCUGUGUCAGAAUCCCCCACAGGAAGGGGCAGGUGUUCUAGGCAGAAGGGAGGCUGAGCACAAGCUCAGGUGGCAGUCAGCAGGGGACUGAGGGAGGGGUUCUGAGUGGCUAGAAGAGGGGUUGCAGGGGCAGGAAGGAGGUGGGGCUGUGCUAACGGAACAUGCUGGAUGGAGGAUUUAGAAUUUCAUUUGUGGGCAGUCAAGAGUCAAGGGAGGAGAGAAGAUGCGCAGUUCCAGAGUGUUGGCUGUGACACAAGGGCUACUAUUACCCAAUGCCCACCGUGUGCCCCACAUUGUGCUAAUGAUAAUGACUGUUCACUGAGCACUCACCAGGCACCGGGCUCUGCUUCUCUGAGGUUUUUUUAUUUCAUGCUCACAGUGCCCCAGGGAGGGAGGUGUUACUAUUUCUGUUUACAGGGAGGCUAAGGCACAUGCUCCAAGUCACACAGCUAGGAAAUAGCCAAGUCAGGACUCAGAUCCACAGCUGCCUGCCUGGCUGUGAGCCUGCCCUCAUCUCCCAUCCUUAUCCACUGCGCUGUUCUCCUUGGACAGGAGUGGGAGGACUUGGGAGGACCUCCCAGGUAAGGGGAACAACAUGUGCAGAGGUGUGGCAGGGAAAAGGCUCGAUGACCAAUGAGGCAGGUGUAGAGGG